Molecule: messenger RNA, 1638 nt
Organism: Aspergillus bombycis
Lineage: Eukaryota; Fungi; Ascomycota; Eurotiomycetes; Eurotiales; Aspergillaceae
Product: AMP-binding enzyme
Exons: 6
Coding region: 1-1638 (545 amino acids)
Molecular function (GO): CoA-ligase activity
Source: RefSeq, a predicted model, not a curated record
AUGGUGAUUUUUCAGUCGGAUAGACCGCGUAUCAACAUCCCCACGGAUAUCACAAUCUGGAAAUGGCUGUUUGACUCGCGCUACUCUCCCCUAAACUCCAACAGCCCCGACAACCUCGGUGCCUUUGUCAAUGCCGCCACAAAGGAGAGCAUUCGGUAUGACGCCCUCAGAGAAUACACGACGUAUGCUUCCACUGCCCUGGUGCGUGACUACGGCCUCCAACCGGGGGAUACCGUUGCCCUCUUCAGUCCGAACACGAUCUGGUAUCCAGUUGCGAUGCUAGCCACUGUGCGUGCUGGGGGUAUAAUAUCAGGUGCUUCACCAGCAUACAACAUCGAAGAAAUGACAUAUGCCCUGAAAACCGGCAAGGCAAAAUUCCUCAUGACCGUCCCUUCCGGGAUGGACGUUGCGAUCCCCGCUGCUCGGGAAGCUGGGAUUCCUCCCGAGCGGAUCUUUCUCCUGGAAGGUCAAAGGGGCGAGUAUCUAUCCGUUCAGGAUCUUGUCAGGAAGGGGAGAAGCUAUGGACUCGCUGGGCAGAUAACUCCUUUUGAGCUUCCGAAGGAUAAGACAAAUCGGGAUGUGUGUGGGUUUUUAAGCUUUAGCUCAGGGACCACGGGGCUGCCGAAAGCUGUGAUGAUCGCCCAUCACAACGUCAUAGCACAAUGCAUGCAAGUCGACCAACUUCUGCGGAAAGAUGUGACGAAAUCCCUGGCUGUAUUGCCUUUAUUUCAUAUCACUGGCCUCGUUCACCAAAUGCACCUCCCUAUAAUCCGCAAUAGCACUGUCUACAUGCUCCCCUCCUUCACUAUGGAAUCCAUGCUGUCCACCAUAGUCGAAUACCAAAUCACCGAAAUCCUCUCCGUACCCCCCAUUAUCAUCCGUCUUCUGACCGACCCAAUCGUGUCCAACUACGACCUUUCGCACGUGAAGACCUUUUCCUCCGGCGCAGCCCCCAUUUCAGGUGAAAUCCUCCAGAAACUGAAGGCUCGUUUCCCCUGGACAGGCUUCAAACAGGGUUAUGGGAUGACGGAGUCAUGCAGCUGUAUCACGGCUCAUCCGCCUGAGAAACAGACGUACGAGUAUGCGCAACGGGCCGGGAUAAUCGUGGCCAAUACCGAGGUGAAGAUUCUGGACCCUCAAACUGGGAAGGAAAUGGGGCUUGGUGAAGAGGACGGGUGGUUGCAUACUGGGGAUGUGGGGUUUAUGGAUCCGGAGGGCUUCCUCGUGAUCACCGAUCGCAUCAAGGAGAUGAUCAAAGUAAAGGGGAUUGGGGUUUCGCCGGCGGAGUUGGAGGACUUGUUGCUUGGGCAUCCUGACGUGGACGAUGCGGCAGUCACGUCGGUGGCAGAUGAUUAUUCGGGUGAGAAGCCGAAGGCCUAUGUCGUGGUCAAGGCUGCGGCGAAGUCUAGGCUGGUCACGGAAGAUGGCGUGAAGGCUGUUGGGAAGGAGUUGAUUGAGUAUGUCAGGGCGAAGAAAGUGCGCCAUAAAUGGAUUGUCGAGGUGGAGUUUAUGGAUGAGAUUCCGAAGAGCGCGAGUGGGAAGAUCCUACGGCGAGUGCUGAGAGAUCGGGAGAGGAAAGGAGAAAGUGGGGAGAAGAGGCUGGUCGUUCGGGAUGAGAAGGUGCAGGCGAAGUUAUAA